Molecule: messenger RNA, 1707 nt
Organism: Coffea eugenioides
Lineage: Eukaryota; Viridiplantae; Streptophyta; Magnoliopsida; Gentianales; Rubiaceae
Product: cysteine desulfurase 1, chloroplastic
Exons: 10
Coding region: 53-1519 (488 amino acids)
Molecular function (GO): pyridoxal phosphate binding; cysteine desulfurase activity
Source: RefSeq, a predicted model, not a curated record
CUAAAUACGACCUGGCCGGUUUUGCUUGGUCUUCUUGGGUCCAAGAAGAAAGAUGAUGAUGGCGUCGACGACUGUGGAGAGUGCGUUCCUCAAAAUUCCAUCUUUCGGAUUCGUAAACCCUAAUAAUGCUACUAGUAAACUUGUCAGUCGGAGCUCCGUUUCACUCCGCUUCGGGUUCCACUUUCGUUCCUGCGCCACAUCCUCUGCUUCAGCAGCAGAACCUGCUUCCGCUUCGUCUCCUUCUUCAGUGGUCAACGACGGCGCAAAACUUGGACCCGGUUCUCUCGGGCACAUCACCCGACCGGACUUCCCUAUUCUCCACCAGGCAGUGAAUGGCUCAAAACUUGUGUAUUUGGACAAUGCGGCGACUUCGCAGAAGCCAACAGCUGUUUUGGAAGCUAUACAGAAUUAUUACGAGUCUUACAAUUCUAAUGUCCACCGUGGAAUUCAUUACUUGAGUGCAAGGGCAACGGACGAGUUUGAACUAGCCAGACAGAAGGUUGCAAAUUUUAUCAAUGCUUCAGAAUCUAGGGAGAUUGUUUUCACACGGAACGCAACUGAAGCUAUCAACCUUGUGGCGUACUCCUGGGGACUAACUAACUUAAGGCCAGAAGACGAGAUUGUGUUGACAAUUGCUGAACAUCACAGCAACAUUGUCCCCUGGCAACUUGUAGCUCAAAAGACUGGUGCAAAUCUCAAAUUUUUGGAACUCACGGAGGAUGAAGUUCCUGAUGUAGGAAAGUUGAAGGAAAUGCUAUCUAAGAAAACAAAACUGGUUGCCGUCCAUCAUGUGUCAAAUAUGCUAGCUUCUGUUCUCCCAAUUGAAGAAAUAGCCAGUUGGGCACAUGAUGUUGGUGCAAAGGUGCUUGUAGAUGCUUGCCAAAGUGUUCCACACAUGGUGGUUGAUGUGAAGAAACUUGGUCUUGAUUUUCUUGUGGCUUCUUCUCACAAGAUGUGUGGCCCUACAGGCAUUGGACUCUUAUAUGGUAAGAGUGAGCUCUUGAAUGCCAUGCCGCCUUUCUUAGGUGGUGGUGAAAUGAUAGCUGACGUCUUUUUGGAUCAUUCGACGUAUGCUGAACCCCCGUCAAGAUUUGAGGCUGGUACACCUGCCAUUGCCGAAGCAAUUGGAUUAGGAGCAACAAUUGAUUAUCUCUCCGGAAUUGGCAUGGAACGGAUACAUGAUUAUGAGGUAGAGCUGGCCAACUACCUAUACAAUAGUCUUCGUUCAGUACCCAAUAUUCGGAUUUAUGGCCCUGAGCCUUCACGAGUAUUUAAAAGAGCAGCUCUCUGCUCUUUCAACGUUGAAGAUGUUCACCCUACAGAUGUUGCUACCUUUCUUGACCAACAGCACGGCGUAGCUGUAAGGUCAGGCCACCACUGUGCUCAGCCCCUCCAUCGUUAUCUGGGGAUAAAUGCAAGUGCACGAGCUAGCCUUCACUUCUACAAUACCAAGGAGGAUGUGGAUGAUUUCAUCCGUGCUCUUACUGAUACAAUCAGUUUCUUCACCUCUUUCAAAUGAGCGUUAUUUGUUGUUUGCCACAUAUAUAAUGUUUAUAAGCAAGUUCUUGCCCAUGCUCUUUCGUUUGAAGAAUGUCACGUCUCAUAUUUUUGUAGAUACUGGCAUACCAAACUAACCUGUGGUCUCUUUAGUAGAUAUCUUGUCCUAAUUUCACUUUGAAAUCUGAGCAUGUCAUUCGAUUUCUCCUA